GCUGCUUCGCGUCACUCACUGUCCCCGUCCACCCGCUCAUUGUCCUCACUGCGCAUGCGUUAUGUGAGUAAAAGGACACUAGCAGAGCUGGAGUCGCUGCGAUCCUAGUAUAGGUAACCCCCCCCCCCCCGUCUUCUGGAAAAGGUUGGCGGGAGCCACCGUCAACGGUCGCAGGGAGCUCGCGCGCAUGCUCAUAUUCUUCGAAGCCCCUCAACCACUGCCCGGUCCUGGUCAAUGCUGUAAGUGCGCGCGUGCGCAUGCGAGGAAAAACAACGGCGCGCUUUCGCUGAUAUCCGCUCGCGCGCUCUGUGGCCGGCCUGAGGUAAGAGGGAGCCGCCGCUGAGGCGCCGCUCCCGUUGGCCCUGCAAGGACUCGAGGAAGGGUGCUGCCGCCGAGAGCUCUGCCUGAUCGUCCGACCUGCCAGUGCCACGACGGAGGGGGCAGCCAUGAGCGACCGGGACCAACUGCUGCAGCGAGCUCGCCUGGCCGAGCAGGCGGAGAGAUACGACGACAUGGCCACGGCCAUGAAAUCGGUGACUGAGUUGAACGAACCCCUUUCAAAUGAAGACAGAAACUUGCUGUCUGUAGCAUAUAAGAAUGUUGUUGGCGCCAGGCGAUCUUCCUGGCGAGUUAUCAGCAGCAUAGAACAGAAAACCAUGACUGAUGGGAAUGAAAAGAAGCUGGAAAAGGUUAAAGCAUACAGGGAGAAGAUUGAGAAGGAGCUGGAGACCGUGUGUAAUGAUGUUCUAGCUCUCCUAGAUAAGUUCUUGAUCAAGAACUGCGGUGACAUUCAAUAUGAGAGCAAGGUCUUUUAUCUGAAAAUGAAAGGUGAUUACUACCGCUACUUAGCAGAAGUGGCUUCAGGUGAAAAGAAGAACAGUGUUGUGGAAGCAUCAGAGGCUGCCUACAAAGAAGCCUUUGAGAUCAGCAAAGAGCACAUGCAGCCCACGCACCCAAUCCGGCUGGGGCUGGCACUCAACUUCUCCGUGUUCUACUAUGAAAUCCAGAAUGCCCCCGAGCAGGCCUGCCUUCUAGCCAAACAAGCCUUUGAUGAUGCCAUUGCAGAGCUGGAUACACUCAAUGAGGAUUCCUACAAGGACUCCACUCUUAUCAUGCAGCUACUUCGAGACAACCUCACGCUCUGGACAAGCGACCAGCAAGAUGAGGAAGCAGGGGAGGGCAACAACUGAAGAGCUUUCCUCCAUCACAGCUUACCAUCAACCCCCCAUCACCAAUACUUCCUUGCCACAAUCACACUAUGUAUCUAGUGCUAAGCAUAUCUGUAUUGUUGGCACAGCUAUGAGGUCUGCCUGAUGAUGCAUCAGACAGCUCUUCAUAUGCAUUGCUGGACUGAAAGGUGUAUCAGCCCUGUAUCACUAUAGCGGCAUAUUGAUUGUGUAGGAGCGAAAUGAGACAUUUUAGUUUCAUUUAAUUUAUAAUAUAUUGGUUAUCAUAAUGAAGAGAGGGGAAUUGAUCAAAAGUCUAAACAAUUCAGUUUUAUGUUAGGAAGGGGCAGAUAUCAAGCGGUAUGCCUUGUACAUUCAAAACAAAUGAAGAAUAUGCUGAUCCCAUCAGCCAGUUGAAACUACCAUAAGAAGGGGUGAACUGAUUUUAUCUUCAUCAGUUUUAAAGUGGCAGUGUUGUAACCUGUGUUGGCCUCUUAAUGUUCACAGACUUUGGUUUCAGGCAAUGCAUCUUGAGAGGUUUUGAUAUUUGUAACUUUUUUUUAAGUUUGAAAAAUCAUGAAUUUUGUUUCGGUAAAUUUUUUGGCUGUUCAGUUGCCUGCCUGUGAAUUCUGACAGCUCUGUGUCACUGUUAGCCCAUGUUAAGAUGGAUGAUGAUGAGAGACCGGAAUUCUAAAUUAAAUGUUUUGGAAUUAAACAAAAAAUAAACUGCUGCUUUGGGGGGUAUUGGCUGUAAGAUGUCCUGUAUUUACUAAACAAAAUGAUGCUUGCGGUGUGUCUAAUUAAGGGAUCUAAAUAAACUUUUAAAGAACGA
This is a messenger RNA of Sphaerodactylus townsendi, 1998 nucleotides long. It is a transcript of the gene YWHAH, whose product is annotated as tyrosine 3-monooxygenase/tryptophan 5-monooxygenase activation protein eta. The record is from RefSeq and is a predicted model, not a curated record. Gene Ontology annotation, biological process: signal transduction. The transcript is spliced from 2 exons. Gene Ontology annotation, cellular component: cytoplasm. The coding region runs from base 447 to 1190 and encodes 247 amino acids. Lineage: Eukaryota; Metazoa; Chordata; Lepidosauria; Squamata; Sphaerodactylidae.